Messenger RNA from Camellia sinensis, 978 nucleotides. The record is from RefSeq and is a predicted model, not a curated record. Lineage: Eukaryota; Viridiplantae; Streptophyta; Magnoliopsida; Ericales; Theaceae.
AUGAAUGAUGAACCUAAUGAAUGCAUGAAUGAGAUUACUGACGAAAACAAGAAUGAGGCUAAUCUUAUUGAAGAUUUUAAUGUAGACAAUGGGACUUCAAACAUUUAUGAGCCAAAGCUCAAAGAAGUAGUUGAAAACAAUGAAGAUAAGAAUGAGAAUGAUGAAGAUGAACAAAUUAAUGAAGACCAUGAAGAUUUGAUGAAUAAUGAACCUAAUGACUGCAUGAAUGAGAUUACUGAUGAAAACAAGAAUGAGGCUAAUCUUAUUGAAGAUUUUAAUAUAGACAUUGGGACUUCAAACAUUUAUGAGCCAAUGAUGCAAGAGAACAUUCGACGUAUUGAAAGAGGUGAAAUUCAUUAUCAUUAUCUUAGUCAUAAUAUCCAAAAUGAAUUGAUAUUGGUGUUAGCUGGUGAAGUGAAAAGUACAAUCAUUAAAAGAAUCAAAGAAGCAAAAUAUUUUUCAAUGAUACUUGAUUGCACUCCAAAUGUGGAUGAUACUUGGCUUUUUAGUAAACUUAAAAAGGUAUUGAAUACACCCGAACUUGAUAUAAUGGAUAUAAGAGGACAAGGGUAUGACAAUGGCUCUAAUAUGAAAGAUUUUUUGAAGCAUGAUGACAAAUAUGAUAUUGAUGGAAGGGAUUUAUUUUUAGAAUUGAAGGUAUUAAGAGCUUUUUUAACUGGAGAAAUCAAAAAGCCAAUUGAUGUGGUGAAUUAUUUGAAACUAUUAGAUGGUUGUUUCCCAAAUAUAUGGAUUGUGUAUCGAAUAUUACUGACUAUACGAGUUACAGUUGCUUCUGGAGAAAGAAGUUUUUCAAAAUUGAAGUUGAUUAAAUCUUAUCUUCGAUCAACUAUGUUGCAAAAAAGAUUGAAUGGAUUAGCAAUUUUAUCUAUUGAAAAAGAUUUAGUUGAUAAUUUGGAACAUGAAAGGUUGAUCAAUAAUUUUGCAGCUAAAAAUACAAUAAGGGUGAUGUUCAAGUGA